AUGAUGGAGAGGAUAAGAAAAGAGAUGAUAUUGAUGGAGAGAGGGCUUCACAGUCCCGUCGCUGCGGGGAAGAGGCUCGCAGACGCGCCGGGGAACUCGGUGCUGGAGGCCCUGGAAAACUCCCAGCACGGCGGACGGCUGAGCCCGAGAAUAACUUCGGCUUCGCUCCACGGAAAUCUCGGGGACAUCCCGGGGAAAGGCAAGUUUGAGAUCGACAGCCUGUUCGGGACGCACCACGGCAGCGAGAACAGCUCCUCGGCGGAGAUCUCGUCGUCGGAGAGCCGCAAGAAAAUGAGCCUUUACUCCGAAGUUUCGCCAGAUUCCGACGUGAACAGCGAUGUGGAGGUGGGAUGCCCCUCGCACCGCUCCCCGAGCCAGCACAAGGAAAACAACAAAGGGUUUUCAGACAGUAAUUCCGGCUGCUCCAGCUCGAACUCCCUCCAGAACAUGAACGGGAACGGGUCCAACAACUCAAACAGCGACCAGGUCAGGAGGUACCGCACGGCGUUCACCAGGGAGCAGAUCGGAAGACUGGAGAAGGAGUUUUACCGAGAAAAUUACGUGUCGAGACCGAGGAGGUGUGAACUGGCCGCGGCGCUGAAUCUGCCCGAAACCACUAUAAAGGUGUGGUUCCAGAACAGGCGGAUGAAGGACAAGAGGCAGCGCCUGGCGAUGUCCUGGCCUCACCCAGCAGACCCCAGCUUCUACACCUACAUGAUGACGCACGCAGCCGCCACAGGGAGCCUCCCGUACCCGUUCCACUCGCACAUGCCUCUGCACUACUACCCGCACGUCGGUGUCACGGCAGCAGCAGCCGCCGCCGCCGCCUCCAGCGCGGCCUCGUCACCUUUCGCCACCUCCAUCCGGCCCCUCGACACCUUCCGGGCCCUCUCCCACCCCUACUCGAGGCCGGAGCUCCUGUGCAGCUUCAGGCACCCGGGACUCUACCAGUCCCCCGCGGGCCUGAACGGGUCGGCGGCGGCGGCUGCGGCGGCCGCGGCGGCGGCGGCGGCGGUGUGCGCGCCGUCGGCCGCGGGCCCGUGCUCGUGCCUGAGCUGCCACAGCAGCCAGGCGGCGAGCGCGCUGCAGGGGGCCAGGAGCUCCAGCGCGGACUUUGCCUGCACAGCCUCGGUGCCACGGUCCGAGAGUGGAUUUUUGCCGUAUUCUGCCGCAGUCCUCAGCAAGACGUCAGUCCCGUCACCGGACCAGCGAGAAGAAACGUCACUGAACAGAUAA
This is a messenger RNA of Limanda limanda (common dab), 1236 nucleotides long. RefSeq names its product even-skipped homeobox 2 (gene evx2). The record is from RefSeq and is a predicted model, not a curated record. Gene Ontology annotation, biological process: regulation of transcription by RNA polymerase II. Gene Ontology annotation, cellular component: nucleus. The coding region runs from base 1 to 1236 and encodes 411 amino acids. NCBI's taxonomy places the organism in Eukaryota, Metazoa, Chordata, Actinopteri, Pleuronectiformes, Pleuronectidae. The transcript is spliced from 3 exons. Gene Ontology annotation, molecular function: RNA polymerase II cis-regulatory region sequence-specific DNA binding; DNA-binding transcription factor activity, RNA polymerase II-specific.